Messenger RNA from Effrenium voratum, 504 nucleotides. Lineage: Eukaryota; Dinophyceae; Suessiales; Symbiodiniaceae. The record is from the annotation of a GenBank genome assembly.
AUGUUGGACAGCAGAGGCCUCCUUUGCAGCGUUCUCUGUGGAGCGCAGAGCCGACUUGGACCGCCGUGGCAGCUUCGACCACAGCGCCAGCGCUGCGUGGCUCGGGGCAGGGUCGAAAACCGUACAUCCAUGCAUCGAAGCAGCGCUUUGCAAGCCGACGUGCUCAUGGCUUGGCUGGCCACGCAUGAAGCGAUUUGGGUAUGUCUCAACACGAGGGGCCCCAACGUAGUUGGUUUCCUUUCAGUUUGCCUUUCGCAACCAAAGAUAUUUGGCGGCCAUGUGAAAAAAUCAUCCACUAAUCCCUGUCUAGUGCAAGGCGGGCGCUGUGCUGGGUUUACAGAGAACUGGACACAGGACUGGGGUCAACAUGGCUGGUGGGACAUCCUGCCAUUCCUUCUUGUAUAUUUCGAAGAGCGUCGUGUCGAGAGAGCAAAAAGUCAGGGCUUUGCAAGGCACUUGCUCACAGAAGACUUGUUCUUCGGAACCUGUUCAGGGGUCAAUUGA